AUGGACUUUAAGCGUCGGGAUCACCUCGACGCCAUUCAAGGGAAAAGCCGUUUGUCUGCUGGGUACCUGGAUGUCACCGUAGCUUUUCACCGCCGCGACAAUCUCAAAGCCCAUUGUGCGAAGACACAUGCGAGAUCCGGUGGUCGCGACCGCUAUGUUGCUUCCCUCGACAAGAUGAGUCCCGACUACGAUCCAGAGUUCCGUGGUCCGCUGUCAUUUGACGGGCGUCCGCUCUGA
Molecule: messenger RNA, 237 nt
Organism: Penicillium nucicola
Lineage: Eukaryota; Fungi; Ascomycota; Eurotiomycetes; Eurotiales; Aspergillaceae
Exons: 2
Coding region: 1-237 (78 amino acids)
Source: RefSeq, a predicted model, not a curated record